AUGACGAAAGAAGAAGUAAUCUCGUUCGAUUCCCUUCCCCUAGAUCCAACAGGCCCGCGAGGAAAUGCCUGGGGUCGAUUUGGAAAAGAUGAUCAACUUGGGACCCUGAACCUACUCACUCCCGAGCGGAUCGUCCAAGCCGCGAAGGAAAUCCAAACUGGCGUGCGAAUCUCGCUUGACUGGCCGUUGAGCAUGCCUUCACAUCCUAGCUUCAAUCGCCAUCCAUUUAAGCAGGAGAUUGUUCUUCGGAAUCCGAAUUGUGUUUAUGAUGACAUCCUGACAUUCAAUAGUCAAGGGUCAACUCAAUGGGAUGGAUUCAGACACUACGCAAACCAGAAGUCCCGGCAGUUCUAUAACGGACAUACCACAGAAGAGAUAGAAAGCUCGGAUAUCAUUGGAAUUCACUCCAUAUGUGAACAUGGUGGAAUAACAGGCCGCGGCGUCCUCCUCGACUACGCAGAAUGGGCCACCACAAACUCAAUCUCCAUCUCUGCUCUUAAAUCUGAAGCCAUCACUAUCGAGAACCUGAAACGAGUAGUCAAAGAUCACAAUCUCAAUUUUCAAAAGGGUGACAUUCUUUUCAUCCGCAGUGGUUUCACGGCCGCAUACAACAAGCUGGACAACCAGCAGCGAAAAGACCUAGCACUCCGCUCAUCGCCGGAUUUCAGCGGCGUCGAGGCGACAGAAAGUAUGAUGCGGUGGUUAUGGGAGCAUCAGUUCUCUGCUGUCGCUGGUGAUGCGCCGAGCUUUGAGCGUGCGCCCAUCAGAGGUGCCCAUGCAGAUCCGAAUUUUAAUUUGCAUGAGUGGGUGCUGGCAGGUUGGGGAACUCCUAUUGGGGAGAUGUUUGAUUUGGAGAAGUUGUCGGAGCAUUGUAAGGCUACUAAACGUUACAGCUUUUUCUUGUCUAGUAUGCCUUUGAAGGUUAUUGGUGGUGUGGCUAGCCCACCUAAUGCAUUUGCUAUUUUCUAA
Messenger RNA from Penicillium concentricum, 969 nucleotides. RefSeq lists its product as uncharacterized. Lineage: Eukaryota; Fungi; Ascomycota; Eurotiomycetes; Eurotiales; Aspergillaceae. The record is from RefSeq and is a predicted model, not a curated record. Gene Ontology annotation, molecular function: arylformamidase activity. The transcript is spliced from 4 exons. Bases 1 to 969 code for a protein of 322 amino acids.